AUGGCCGGAAAAGUAAUUAUGAAUGAACAAAAUUCAUCAUCAUCAUUAUCAACACUGCCGGCAUCAGAAACAGGAAGUAUUGAAUAUAUUCCUGUCAAGAAUACAAGAAAUUUGAGGGCGAUAAUCGUCCUAGUCACUGAGGGAUUGGAAUCGGCCAUCAGUUUUUGUCACGGGGAGAAAUGGCAGCAGUUGGAUUUCACAGUCACGGCUUUAAAGAAGUGGACUAUGUUGCCGCACGAAGAAUACGCAGAUUAUACUUUUCCCAUAGCAACGUCAAUUGUUGUGUUAUCUACGUUGUUUGAAGAAGAACUGUAUUAUACCAGCCAAAGUAGCCAGGAAUUUGAGGAUAGAAUUCUUGCUCUCAAGAAUCGAUUUCUUUUUAACCAUCCUUUUGGAGAUCUCAAUGCUAUAGAAGGGCUUUGCUGCGAUGAUAUUACCAGUGCGGAUCCAGAAAAAAUCCCGAUCAUAGCAACCAAUAAUGGUGGUGAUUGCCCAUUUGAACCCACGAAUUUUACGUAUAGCAAAUCUCUUGUAUUCGCGAAAAAUGUCAAGAGACCAAAAACCACCCUCGGCUGCAAAUGUCAAGGAGAUUGUUCUGAUCCAAAGACUUGUCCUUGUGCACAGCCUAAUGGGAAGUAUCCGUAUCGUUCUGUACAGGAUGGCAGAUUGCGAAAUAGUACGAAGCGAAUAAUAUAUGAACGCGGAGAGCAUUGUGGUUGUGGUUCUAGUUGUCGAAACAAAGUAACACAGUGUGGAUUAAAAUACAAGCUUGAGGUUUUCCAUACUCCACAUAAAGCUUGGGGUGUGAGAACAAGGGAUCUAAUUCCUAAAGGCUCGUACCUUGGAGAAUAUGUAGGGGUGAUCAGGAGGGAUGAGGAUGCAGAUGAAGAACUGGAGAAUGUGUACCUCUUUGAUAUCCUCCGUCAGAGAAAAACAAGACAACAAAGGUACUAUUACUGGCCUAUUCCUGAUAACCCAAUAUUCACAAUUACUAAGGCCAAGUAUUGCAUAGACGGGGAAAAGGUUGGAAACUAUGUUCGCUUCAUCAAUCACAGCUGCAAACCAAAUUUAUUCGUCCAAAGUGUUUUGAGCGAUCACCGUGACGUCAGUUUAGCAAGAAUAGUGUUAUUCGCCGAUACAAAUAGGGAUAUACUUCCAAUGGAGGAGCUCACAUAUGAUUACAAUUACAAGAUAGACAGUGUUGAGGUAAAUGGCGUUAUAAAGAAGAUGAAAUGCCGCUGUGCUGCCAAAACAUGUCGAGGACGCCUGAUGUAG
Papaver somniferum (opium poppy) is the source of this 1275-nucleotide messenger RNA. Its product is annotated as histone-lysine N-methyltransferase, H3 lysine-9 specific SUVH4-like. The record is from RefSeq and is a predicted model, not a curated record. Bases 1 to 1275 code for a protein of 424 amino acids. The transcript has 11 exons. Gene Ontology annotation, molecular function: histone methyltransferase activity; zinc ion binding; protein binding. Lineage: Eukaryota; Viridiplantae; Streptophyta; Magnoliopsida; Ranunculales; Papaveraceae. Gene Ontology annotation, cellular component: nucleus.